AUUUGGGGAUCUGAGCAGAGGGGGAAGCCAUCUAAAAGCUGCUGUUUCACGAGGUCUGGGCACAGAGCUGCCCCUCCCUUCCUCCCUGAAGUUUGCAUGAAGUGCAUGUUAGGCUGUAAUUAGGGGAUCUGGGAGGAAAACUUUCCUGGUGACGCUUUGCUUUUCUUCUGCUUUUGGUGAAAAAGUGCCUCCUUCUUCUCAGGACCAGGACCUCUGCCAUCCAGCGCCACAAAGAGACAUUCUGAGCACACACACACAUACACACGCACACGCACACACUUGCCUAGAGACAAACUUAAGGUGAGGGGAAAGAGCUCUAGCUUCACUUGAUCUCCAGUCUCCAACUUCAGCAGGACUUGAGAACAUUUGAACUUCUGGAUUUCAGGACAAGUGAAGAAGAGUCUUGGGCUAUAAAGAUGAAGAGCCUACUUCUUCUGGUGCUGAUUUCAGUCUGCUGGGCUGAUCAUCCUUCAGACAACUAUACCUUAGAUCAUGGCAGAGUUAUUCACAUCCAAGCAGAAAAUGGCCCCCAUCUCCGUGUGGAAGCAGAACAAACCAAGGUGUUCUCACACAGAGGUGGCAAUGUUACACUGCCAUGUACAUUUUUUCGAGACCCUACAGCGUUUGGCUCAGGAACCCACAAAAUCCGAAUUAAGUGGACCAAGCUAACUUCAGAUUACCUUAAGGAAGUGGAUGUUUUUGUUUCCAUGGGAUACCACAAGAAAGCCUAUGCAGGCUACCAGGGUAGAGUGUUUCUGAAGGGGGGCAGUGAAAGCGAUGCUUCUCUGGUGAUCACAGAGCUCACCCUGGAGGAUUAUGGGAAAUACAAGUGUGAGGUGAUUGAAGGAUUAGAAGAUGAUACCGCUGUGGUAGCACUAGAUUUACAAGGUGUGGUAUUCCCUUACUUUCCACGACUGGGGCGCUAUAAUCUCAACUUCCAUGAGGCACAGCAGGCUUGUCUGGCCCAGGAUGCUGUGAUUGCCUCCUUUGACCAGCUGUACGAUGCCUGGCGGGGUGGGCUGGACUGGUGCAAUGCCGGCUGGCUCAGUGAUGGCUCUGUGCAAUACCCUAUCACCAAGCCAAGGGAGCCCUGCGGAGGCCAGAACACUGUGCCCGGUGUCAGGAACUACGGGUUUUGGGAUAAGGAGAAAAGCAGAUACGAUGUGUUCUGUUUUACAUCCAACUUCAAUGGCCGUUUUUAUUACCUGAUCCACCCCACCAAGCUGACCUAUGAUGAAGCGGUGCAGGCUUGUCUCAAUGACGGUGCUCAGAUUGCGAAAGUGGGCCAGAUAUUCGCUGCCUGGAAACUUCUGGGCUACGACCGCUGCGAUGCGGGCUGGUUGGAGGACGGCAGUGUCCGCUACCCUAUCUCUAGGCCAAGAAGGCGCUGCAGUCCUACGGAGGCUGCAGUGCGCUUCGUGGGUUUCCCAGAUAAAAAGCAUAAGCUGUAUGGUGUCUACUGCUUCAGAGCAUACAACUGAGCGUGCUCCCCGAGCACGGCAAGUUCAGAGUCAUUAAGAACAUGUGAAAGGUUUUUUUUUUCUUCAAUAUGAACUCAUGCAAGUUACCAAAACUGUGAUAACCCUUUUUUUACUUACUGUAAAGAGUCAUUUUCAUAAAGAUCAAUUCAUUAAUUUGUUUUUGUAAAGCUAUCAUUCAAUAUAUAUUAUAAAUUAAUAUAAUUCUAAGUGAAGUGCUACAUAAAGGAGGCUUUAGAGCCAAACUGUUUAGGCUACAUCAUCCCAACGGAGUAUCCGUCCAUGAAUGGGGCAUGCAAUAAACUGAGGACUGCCGGGAUUAAAUUAAGGAAAGUAAAGCUACUCAGAGCAGCAGCUUCCACAAGCACAAAUUUUACACAUUUGUACAAUUUUGAAAUGCACUACAACAAACAAAUUAGAGCAACAGACUUGAAAUGCAGGCUUCUUUACAUAAACUGAGAUUCUAAGAGGUUGCACAAAACUCAGUUUCACAAGAAAAAAAUCUACACUUUUCUAAAAGUUAAUAUUUCAAUUCUCCAAUAGAAUGUUUUACUGUUUAAAAUCCUGCCUUUUUGACCAAAACAUAUAGUAAAAUUCAUAUGGACUCCAAUGCAUAGUGAUAAGCACAGUUAAAACUCCUUAAUAACCCUGUUUAUACGAAGUAUGAGAUUUAAAUAAGCAGAUAAUAUUUAACCCAUGAGAGACUCCUACCUUCUUAUUAUUAAAAUUACACAUGCCUAAGAAGAAUUGUCUUAUCUUUUGAGUAGCUUUACUGAGUUAUAUUUAAAUUCUAAGGGCCAUUGGCUAAGCAGCAUUUAGCAUCUACUCAGGGCAGUUAUAUAGAUAAACUGCUGGACAGAAAAAUUGUAAAAUUUAGCAGCUUGAUUUUAUGUUAGCUUAUGAAAUGUUAUUGUCCUAUAAAAAUAACUUUAAGCUAUUUAAUAUUUCCUUCUUAUUUACAUUACAUUUAAAAUUUUAAUUCAUAACAGGAAUAAAUAACUACACACAUUCCUAACCAAGAAAUAAGGACCCAACUUUCAAAAUUCUUAUUUUUCUUAUUUGUAUUUACACUAGAAAGCCCAACUGGUGCCUGUGGUUGAGGAAAAGGAAGUCAACAAAGUAAUUCUAAACCUCCAUGAGAAAACGGUGGUGAAUGAUGUCACUCUCCUUGCUGGCCAUUGUUAGGUGUAAAUGAAACACUGAAGCUGUCAUCAAAGAGUUUACACUAAAAUCGUCAGGGCUGUAAGCGAAAGGGAAAAAAGCCAGCUUCAGAAAAGCAACUUCUGCAUCAGCAGCUCCAAUCUUAAAUAAAGCUCUGUUUUCCUAUAUUUUUAUGACUGUUGAGACCCCACAGGGACCAAUAUUUGUAUUCAAAUUACAUUUUAUGGUUUCCCAUUGUUUCACAAUGAGUUCUAAUAAAUGGGAUUUAGUAUAAUAAUCCAAGUAUGACAUAGCUGGCAUGCUUUCAUGAAUGUUUUUAUGUAGAUUUUCCUCCCAUGAACAUGAGUAAAUAAAUCUGUUUCCUGAAUUGAUUGUGGUUGCAUUUAAAGUGCUGUAAUAAUUCUAAUAAAUUUACUCUCUAAAUGUAGAUUACAUUUGUGGAAGGUAUAGAAUAAUUGGAAGUCCAUAAAACCAUAACUAUAUUCAUACAUUAUCCAGACAAAAUAUUAUAAGUAAAAGUAAAUCACUUCUUUUAUCAAGAACAUAGCUGGAAAUUUUCAGAUGCUUUAAUUAUUAAAAGAUAACAAUGUAUGCAUGCACAUUUUUACAUUAGAUUGGAUAUGCAAAUUGUACAAAAAUUACAAAUAUAAAUCCAAAGAGAUUGUGAGGUUUAACUCAAACACUGAUGAUACAAAUAGAACUUGAACUUUUAAGUUAAAAAUUCCUGAAUGGUCUCAAAUAAGAUAAACACUUUAUUUAAAGAUGGUACUAUCUCCAAAAGAGUGACUCUUAACACCUCAACUAUGGAGGUGAGUUCAUUGGAGGAAGCUUAUACUUGAACGAUUAUCACCCACAAUACAAGAAUUUUAUUGGAAAUGCAAAUGGGAACAAAUUUAUAUUGAACAGAUACAUAAUUUUCAGUUAUUGCUGCAAAACUCUACCUUUAUAAUGUUAAGCAUAGUCGCUAACAUUUCUUAACUUUUGAAUACUUAUUAGUAUAGGAAUCGGUGCUGAUCAAAAACUCUGGACUGACUGUUAGCUGAUUAAAAUCUAUACUGAUUGAACACCAUUUUUCCAAGCUUGUAAAAAAGUUCUUAAAAAGAAAACUGCCGGGCAGAAUUUUUAUCUUCUUACUUUCCCCUAAAGGAUGAGGAUCUCCUUACCCCUUUGGACUUCUACUUGAAUAGUUUUUUUUUUAAUGUUACCAUUUGCCUUUUUCCCACCAAAUGUCUUCUUUCCUACUUCAUUGACCAAGAUAUCUCACUAAGAAUGUUGGGAAAAGACAGAUUAUCCUUGUACAACUACUAACAGAAAGUCAGCACAACAUUGGUUAAUUCAGAAAUUGCCCCUCAAGCUUGGGUUGCAAGACUAUCAAGAAGAGAUAAGAUGGGACACUGGGUUAGAAAAUCUUGUUUUGAUCAUUCUGUCCUUAAUUAACACAUGUGGCCAUUAUCACAUAUAAGCAGCAAAGUUUAUCUUGGAGUUGGAUUGAGACACCUACAUUUUAAAACCCAUCAAUAAGACAUGAUUCAUAUAAAAAGAAUAGGAAUGGACACAAGUUAACCAUAUUAACACUGGAAGCCAUCUUUUAAUGACUGCUGCCAUAUUUUAUCACCGUAAUUUUUAGUCAGAUAUGGUUUUUGUAAAUUUAAACUCUCAUAGAAAGGGGGCCGGUACCUGUUAAAGUUUUAUUUUAUGCAAUAAUAUAGUCGCUUAUUAUUUUGGCAAUUCAAAGUAGACUCAAAGGAGAUUCCAAUUUGGUUGCUGGCAGCCAUACUGGGUUUCUUGAUUUCAGUGCUCCAAAGAAUAUGGUGGUCUCACAGAGUAGCCGACCACUGUGAGGGGGGAGUAAGAGAAUUACUCUCAGUUUUCAGCAUAGAAUGCAUUGAGAAUGAUCAAUGGAUAACUGACAGUUUUGUUGAGAAGUUAACUGUAUCAUAGCUCACUACUGCCAGAGCAGCAAUGAUGUACGAAAUAAAUACAAAAUACAAAAAGUCAUUAAGCCAUCUGAUCAAAAGACAAUCAGUAUUUAAAGGAAUUUAAUACCUACUGAAUACAAAUCUGAGGAUAAGAACCAAUCUGUAUUACAAGAAAAAAAUGUUUUCAUUUUCUGUAAGAUACAAUGAACUGGUAAACAAACAUUAAAAGACAAUUUUGUGUUACUGCA
This is a messenger RNA of Phyllostomus discolor (pale spear-nosed bat), 4806 nucleotides long. It is a transcript of the gene HAPLN1, whose product is annotated as hyaluronan and proteoglycan link protein 1. Gene Ontology annotation, molecular function: hyaluronic acid binding. Gene Ontology annotation, biological process: cell adhesion. NCBI's taxonomy places the organism in Eukaryota, Metazoa, Chordata, Mammalia, Chiroptera, Phyllostomidae. The record is from RefSeq and is a predicted model, not a curated record. Bases 417 to 1481 code for a protein of 354 amino acids. The transcript is spliced from 5 exons.